Molecule: messenger RNA, 4062 nt
Organism: Myxocyprinus asiaticus (Chinese sucker)
Lineage: Eukaryota; Metazoa; Chordata; Actinopteri; Cypriniformes; Catostomidae
Product: diacylglycerol O-acyltransferase 2
Exons: 8
Coding region: 333-1418 (361 amino acids)
Biological process (GO): triglyceride biosynthetic process
Cellular component (GO): endoplasmic reticulum membrane
Molecular function (GO): diacylglycerol O-acyltransferase activity
Source: RefSeq, a predicted model, not a curated record
CUCAACACGGAGCCAAGUAAGUUUAACAGCACCACCGUAACACGAUUUUGACCAGAAUUUAGAGGCAGAAACCUGUCGGACAGAAGCAGCAUUUUGGAUAUAAAGUCAUUCAUUAGACUCUCAACUGUUCUUUUUAAGAUAUUUUCGGAGGCGAGGGCAGUUAUAGUUUGAUUGACAGCUCUUUCUAUGCUCCUCCUCCCGCAGCUCUUAAAUGACAGGCGCCCGCAUGUAAACUCGCGGCUGAAGGCAGUAACGGGAGUGAUGCUGUAGAAGAGUUCAGCGGCCACAAGCGAGAUUUCUUACGUGAAUUAUUUAAUAUUCGUGCCUCAGCAAUGAAGACCAUACUCGCUGCAUAUUCCGGUGUCAAAAAGGGCUCAGGCUCCAGCAUCCUAUCAGCCUUACAAGACCUGACUUCAGUCCCCUGGCUGACACAAUCCAAAAUGGUGAAACAUCUGCAGGUGAUGUGUGUUCUACACUUUGUCAGCACAUUUCUUGCCAUGGGCAUUGGCUGUUCUUUGCUGCUGGUGUACAUGUUUUGCACCGACUGCUGGGUAAUUGCUGCCAUAUACACUGCCUGGCUUAUCUUUGACUGGAAUACCCCAAAACAAGGAGGCCGCAGAUCCACCUGGAUGAGAAACUGGUCUGUAUGGAAGUACUUUAGGGACUAUUUUCCCAUAAGACUAAUAAAGACCCAUAACCUGCUUCCCAGCCGAAACUACAUUUUUGGGUACCACCCUCACGGCAUCUUGUGUUUUGGUGCUUUUUGUAACUUUGCGACUGAGGCCACUGGAUUCUCAAAGAAAUUCCCCGGAAUCAAGCCAUCUCUGGCCACAUUGGCUGGAAACUUUCGUUUGCCAGUGUUUAGGGAUUACCUGAUGUGUGGAGGUAUCUGCCCAGUAAACCGUAACUCCAUUGACUACCUCCUGUCUAGUAAUGGGACGGGCAAUGCAGUGGUCAUCGUGAUUGGAGGGGCUGCAGAAUCUUUGAACUGUGCCCCAGGAACGAACUCUGUCAUGCUGAAAGACCGCAAAGGCUUUGUAAAACUGGCCCUCAAAAAAGGUGCUGACCUGGUGCCCAUCUACUCAUUUGGAGAAAAUGAGGUUUACAAACAGCUCAUCUUCAAUGAUGGCUCCUGGUGGCGUGUGACCCAAAAGAGACUUCAAAAGAUUCUAGGUUUUGCCCCGUGUCUUUUCCAUGGCUGUGGACUGUUCUUUCCUGAAUCCUGGGGCCUUUUGCCUUAUUGCAAGCCCAUAACUACUGUUGUCGGUGAACCCAUCACAGUUCCGAAAAUUGAGGAUCCAACUCAGGACAUCAUAGAUAUGUACCAUGCCAUGUACAUCAGGUCCCUCAAAUCUCUAUUUGACAAUUACAAGACUCGUUUUGGUCUAAAUGAGAGUGACACCCUUGAAAUUCACUGAGAGAUAGCACUGAGGAAUAACUUUACAAAAGAACACUGUGGCAGUUGAAAGAUUUGCCUCCAAACUAAAGUGCCUGUUCAGAGAAGGUGAAGGUAAUGCUGUGCCUACUGUAUAAUUGACAUUGUCAAUAUUAAUUGUAUUGACAGAAACCAAGUGGACAUUGAUGUCCCCCUGACCCUAACUCUAACUAACCCCAAGGGUGGUAUGUUAGGAGCGCUACUGUGUCAAAUAUUUCAGAUUUCAGACAGUUGCUCUGUCUUUGCUUUAAAUGCUCUUUCUCAAGACAUAUCCAUUUUAUACUGUACUAAAAAAAAGAAAAGGUAUGGACAUGUACUGUAUUAUAUGGGAUGCAGUGAAACUAGCUCAAUAAUCACUGUUGCUCAUUGCCACUAGGUGACGUUCCUUAAUAAUUAAGUCUUGAUUAAGUCAAAUUAAAGAUUUGAUUGCUGCCUUGAAUAUUCUAGAUUUAACAGUUAUGGAGGACGUUACAUUCCUCAACAUAUGGCAAUAUGGCAAGAUUUUUUACGUUUUCAUUUUAAAUUAUGAAUAAAAAUAAUUUUCCCCCAUUAGAUUCCUUUUUUAAAUGCACAAGCAAUGCAAUUAUCGGGAAGUUUGCCUCACCUAAAAGCCACAUGGUUGGUAUGUGGCCAAAAUGUGGGGGUAGAUUCUGGCCUAGUAAUGUACAAAACUAAGACACAAGAGUGUGAUUUAAUUGUUGGAACAAGUUGGAAUAAAAGUGUUUCUGCCAGGAUAUUUUGGAUUUAAGAAAAUUGUGGCAUUUGAUCACAGCUGCAAUGGUGUUUUGGAUUGAAUAAUGAUUGUUAUGUCAAUCCAACAGUUGCAGAAUAAAGUGGGUCCUCCAUUUGCCAUAUGGGUGACCCAGUUUGUAUAGCUAGAAGGCUGGAGGGCAAAAGAGAAGUCUAGAAUGUGAUGACCAAAUAUGAUGGUGAUGAAUAUGUGUGAUGAUUUUAUCAAUGGUUACAGACUACUUACUGUAUUAAUUCCUGGUUUGACCAUUUUCCUGGACACCUCUUGUAAAGUUAUAAAUAACUGACCACAGAAGUAUUAAUUAUGCAUAUAUUAGCUGCACAUGCAUUCCUUGUUUUGCUCUAGCCAGUAGUUUAUCUGCUACUGUUAAUGCAGUCUGUACUUUUUUUUUAUACAAUAUUCAAGGAUGUCCCAGUUACCAGUGUCAAACAACUUACAGUGCUUUAAACUCUAAAAGCAAAUGCUGGAAAGUCCUCAAAUGUGUUUGUAGGCCAAAUCAAACAAAUGUAUUCUUUUUUUUUUUUUUUUUGUACUGAAUUGCAAAUAACCUGAAUUUAUUGUAGAGUUCAAAUCUCAGUUAAAGGGACAGUUCACCUAAAAAUUAAAAUUCUCACCCUCAUGCCAUCCCAGAUGUGUAUAAUUUUCUUUCUUCUGCUGAACACAAGCAAAAAUAUUUCAGCUCUUUAGCUCCAUACAAUGCAAGUGAUGGGUGGCCAGAACCUUAUAGCAUAUAAAGGCAGCAUAAAAGUAAUUCAUACGACUCCAGUGGUUUAAUCCAUAUCUUCAGAAACUAUAUAAGUGUGGGUGAGAAACAGAUCAAUAUUUAAGUCCUUUCUUCAUAGAAAUCUCCACUUUCAUUUUCACUUACACAUUCUUCUUAUUUUGUUUUUGGCGAUUUGCAUUCUUUGUGCAUAUCGCCACCUACUGGGCAGGGAGGAGAAUUUAUAGUAAGAAAGGACUUAAAUAUUGAUCUGUUUCUCACCCACACCUAUCAUAUCACUUCUGAAGGAUUAAACAGUCAUAUGGAUUACUUUUAUGCUGCCUUUAUGUGCUUUUUGGACCUUCAAAGUUCUUGCCACCAUUCACUUACAUUUUAUAGCCACUUCUAUGGCAUGAGAUCUACUUUUCCAUAAUGCUAUUAUAGUAAGACCUACCAUGUAUUAUUGGCAGUGUUGUCACAAUACAAAAAUUUCAGUAGUCGGUACAUCUGUACCAGUGAAAUUUAACAAAUUCUCGAUACCAAAACUAAUACUAACUCAUUUGUAAAUUAGGUAAACUUUGUUUUAAGUGCUGAAGUUAUUAUUCACAACAAGAAAACAACAGUAAUAAAAUAAGGACAAAGAAACAAAUUAAGAAAACAGUGCUUACCAUUCACGAUCGAUGUAAUUAGCACCCCUGAUAUAGACCUACAAAUCUGAGAUAUUCUUCUAAAAAUCUUUGUUUGUGUUCUGCAGAAGAAAGAAAGUCAUACACAUCUGGGAUGGCAAGAGGGUAAGGAAAUGAAGAGAGAAUUUUCAUUUUUGGGUGAACUAUCCCUUUAAUAACUAAUAAUCAUAUUUAUCCUGCAUCCCGUACAGAAUGAAGUUGAUGGUGAUAUUUGUGACCUGCAGCUUUUGAUCAAUGGAUAAUAAGCAAUUGUAUCCUGAAAUCAGCGAUUCACAAUUGUAACAUGCUGCUUUUUAUUAAGUUAUACAAUUAUGUGAAUAUGCAAAAUAAAUGCUGCAGUGUCCAUCUCUGAUAUCAGUGCCUUUGUUGAUGUCAAUAAAAUGCAUACCUGAUUCUUUAGAUUAAACUUUUAUAUAUUUUUGGAAUAAACGUUUAAGGAAAAGUACAUUGUGAUGUCUUGUUUUGUACCACAAAACUGUCAUAAAGCAUA